Molecule: messenger RNA, 489 nt
Organism: Echinostoma caproni
Lineage: Eukaryota; Metazoa; Platyhelminthes; Trematoda; Plagiorchiida; Echinostomatidae
Source: the annotation of a GenBank genome assembly
AUGCGUAUACGAAUUACUAGUCCGAGUGCUAACUACAACAACUGGCGUCGCGGUCGUUUUGAACCAAUGGAUUCCUGUGAUUUGGAGAACCUAAAUAGACAUACCAGUGCACGUGAAGUCGAAGAUUACCUUGCACGAUUCGAGAUUUGGUGUAUUACACGGGAAGGACUCGAAGGAGAAUGCAAAACGGCUAAUUUUCUAACGGUUAUCGGAAAGGAUGCAUAUUUACCGUUGAAGAAUUUGGCUUUUCCUGACACUCCUACAUCUUUGUCGUAUGAAUCCUUGAAAACCUUGCUGCUGAAACAUCUACAGCCAGCUAGUUUCGAAGCCGCUGAGAGAGCCAAAUUUCAUUCUUUCACACGUGGUGGAGGCCAAACCAUACGUGAAUUCAUUCUCCAGCUGCAAACUCAAGCAUCGCGUUGUAAUUUUAGAGAUCAACUACAAAUCCAGCUGUAUGAUCGAUUAGUUGCUGGUAUUAAUUGCCCUUAA